Molecule: messenger RNA, 1948 nt
Organism: Osmerus eperlanus (European smelt)
Lineage: Eukaryota; Metazoa; Chordata; Actinopteri; Osmeriformes; Osmeridae
Product: netrin-4
Exons: 10
Coding region: 1-1902 (633 amino acids)
Biological process (GO): tissue development; animal organ morphogenesis
Molecular function (GO): protein binding
Source: RefSeq, a predicted model, not a curated record
AUGCUUGCAAUUAACUAUGCGCUGUUCUUCAUUGUUAUGCACAGCGGAACAGCAUCCAGAUGUGUGGACCAUGCUUGCAGUCCUCCUCUGGGCAACCUAGCCAGUGGUCGGAGCCUCCGCACUCUUUCAGGCUGCUGUGGAAAUAGCUCCCAGGACACCCCAUGUCCCUCUCCUCACCACGUCUGCUUUGAGCAACUCCACCCACCUGCCCACAUGGUGGACAAUCCCUUCCUGCACCCAGACACCUGGUGGAAGUCCAGGGCUAGUGCUGGGCAACAGGAUGAGAUCCAUCUAGACCUUGAGACCAAAUUCUUCCUGACUCAUGUGAUCCUGCUGUUUCAUUCCCCCCAACCUGCUGCCAUGGCCAUAGAGCGAUCCCAGGAUUACGGCCAGACGUGGGAGACGCUGAAACUGUUUGCUAAAAACUGCAUUCGGGAGUUUGGACUUCCUGACGACAGCAGUCAGGCAGGGUCUCUGUGUACUUCCCGCUACUCCAGUGCCACCACAUGCAGCAGAGGGGAGGUGAUAUAUCGGGCGCUUGGCCCGAGUGAUGGUGGAGUACUUGACCCCUACAGUCCCGAGGCCCUGGUCCAGCUGACUCUGACCAGCCUCCGCAUACGUCUCAUCAAGGCCCAGGCCUGCCAGUCUUCUUCAUCCUCAUCUUCUUCCUUGAGCCCCUCUAUGGAACCCCCCGACCCUCUCACGGUUGGGAGCGCUUUACCCUCCCUGUCCAUAUCAGAGUCCUCAGCCACACCAUCCUUUUCCAUUUACACCCUACUGGCGAGAGGAACAUGCCUGUGUCAUGGCCAUGCAGAGCAAUGUGUAGACAGUAGCAGCCAGGAGACACCAGAGGACGGCAACUUGGUUCCAGGCAGCUGUGUGUGUACUCACCACACAGCAGGGGAGCACUGUGAAAGGUGUGCCCCUCUGUACAAUGACCGUGCCUGGAGGCCAGCAAAUGGUAGCAGUGGGGAGCCACACCCCUGCCAGAAAUGUGAGUGUCACAGCCACGCAGACAGCUGUCACUUCUCCAAGAGGGCAUGGCUCUCCUCAGGGGGUAGGAGCGGGGGGGUCUGUGAUAACUGCCGACACAAUACAGCUGGGCGCAAGUGCCAGCGAUGUCGCCAUGGUUACCACCGCCAUCCGACCAUGCCCCUCAACUCCCCCUAUGCCUGCACACGUUGCAGGUGUGACUCAGUGGGGUCAUUGUCAGGCCACUCUGGGCAGAAGGGCCCGUGGUGCCACUCUAGGAGUGGGCAGUGCCCCUGUAAGCCUGGUGUUGGAGGCACCAGCUGCAGCCACUGCCUCCCUGGGUACUGGGAAUAUGGGGAGGAGGGGUGCAAACCAUGCACUUGUCCUCUGAGCUGUGAUCCAUUCACAGGUCACUGCCUUGACAGCUUCAGGAAUAACCAGGUUUUCAACGUGCCCAUUGGUGGAAAGAUUCCUGAUGUGGACAUUUUGACGACUAAUGAGGGUAAGGCUUUGUGGCCAAAGGAGCUUGCCAUCUCUGCACUGCACUACACAGGGAAAUGUAGCUGUAAGGAGAAAAAACUGAGUGUAUCUGACCUUUGUAAAACCAAACAUGACUAUGUGAUCAAGGCCAGUGUGUUGUCUGCUCAUGACAAGGGGAGCCAUGCUGAGGUUCAGGUCAAAGUUCGCAAGGUUCUGCGAUCAGGACAGGUGACUCAGGUGUCCCAGGGCACUCUUAGUCUCUAUCCCUUGUCUUGGACCAGCAGAGGGUGCACCUGCCCCAUCCUAAACCCAGGUGUGGAGUACCUGCUGGCAGGCCCUGAAGAGGCUGGGACGGGGCGACUGCUGGUCACCAUGCAGAGUGUGGUGGUGCCCUGGUCCCCUCAGCUAGGGGUUCACAUAGCAGAGGGCCUCAGACACAGCUGCCCAUGACCAGUGAACUGUGCACACCCCGGAAACAGAGGAGCACUCAGAACAG